Colletotrichum graminicola M1.001 is the source of this 585-nucleotide messenger RNA. RefSeq lists its product as uncharacterized. The record is from RefSeq and is a predicted model, not a curated record. Bases 1 to 585 code for a protein of 194 amino acids. The transcript has a single exon. NCBI's taxonomy places the organism in Eukaryota, Fungi, Ascomycota, Sordariomycetes, Glomerellales, Glomerellaceae.
AUGCCUCAUUCACUAGCACAGCAGCCAAAUCGAAACACCCGAACCAACAACGCCUACACACGUGAUCGCCUUCUCAGCCAGACAUGGACGACAUCCCACACCCGCCCACCGACCACGAGCGCACAUGGUACUACUACGGCCUUCCGAGCCAGCCCAGGCUUGCUUGUUGCACGCUCAAGCACGACACCCUUCAAGCCCAUUGAUAACGCCUGGUCGUCUGAUUCAAAAACUCUGACCGUCGUCGGCGAGCACCCCAUCGUGAGCCAAUGGAACAACGACCGUUCCUCGUUGAGGAAUGAAAUUGUCGCCAUCCCCACCAGCGAGGCAGUCGAGUGGCAGGCAAUUGAUGUUAUCCGCAUCGGAGACGCCCGCGAUGACGAUAUGCCCGUAGCCGUUUCCAUCUCCAUCAUGGCGGCAACACUGUCAUGGGACGUUGGCAAUCGAGUCGCUUGGCGCUGCCAGUGCGCCCUUGACGAACACGGACUCAAAGACGUCUGUUGCAAGAUCAAAGAAUCGGCAAUAGUCAACCUCGCAUCCACUCCCGCUGUGCUCAAACAAUCUCUAGAUAUCAAAGGGGCGGGUUAG